AUGUCCCGUAAAGGAGGAGGAGGAGGUGGUUCUUCACUGCCAAAGGACGUGCCUUGGAGGGCCUCAAACACCAAACCCAUACCCAAAAUUCACCAUUCCCCUGUUCUCCGAAUAACCCAGAACCCUACUUCCAAUUAUGCCAUCUCUGUCAUGAAGCACCCGAACCCGGUAGGAAGUGGGUUAGCAAUGGAAGCCAUAGUGGAAGCAGCAGGCCCUGAGUGCAUUGUCCCGGGACAAGUUACACCUAUCAAGUUACUUGGUGUCAAGGUAUGGCCUAUUGAAGUUAACUUGAAAUUUUUGGAACCAGUUGGACGAGAGCUCAAGCAGCUUGGAAAGAUCGCUAGUGCAUGCAUUCCUGUUAUGAAGAGGACAAGUACUUGCAGUCAGCAGAAGCCGGUUCAGGAAGAAUGA
Molecule: messenger RNA, 411 nt
Organism: Prunus armeniaca (apricot)
Lineage: Eukaryota; Viridiplantae; Streptophyta; Magnoliopsida; Rosales; Rosaceae
Source: the annotation of a GenBank genome assembly